CUGUGGGGAUGAAGCAGGAGUCAGGAUUCAUUUUGUAUUUUUGAUGUUUUGACUUUGAAUUUGAAAAAGAAGAGGACAUCAUUUGGUGAGAUCAAUCUUUUGUUUUUGUUGGUUGUCUGGAUACUUCAGGAUUCAUCAGGAGACUCUUAUCUUUGUGACAUGAAAAACCCUAGGACUUUGACCAAACCAUGACUUGCAAUGCUUCUCACCUGGCAUAACAAUUGAGGCCACACCCACAUUUUACCUCAUUCUUCCUGGUACAUUUCCAUUCCUCCAGUCACUAUGUCUUUACCGUUUUGAACUUUUCCAACCUUGCCGUAUACAUCGGUGACAUGUUGCCUGUGGUCAAGACGGAGACACAUCCUCUCAUACAGUGCAUUAUUGAUGGGAAGUUCAAGAAGUUAAAAAAGCUGAAAUUUGAGGUUAAUGAACUGUAUCAUUGUGAGCAAUGGAAAGAUGAUGUCACCCCUUUAUGUGCAGCAGUUAGCUGUGGAAAAGAAGAGAUCUGUACAUACCUUCUCAGAGACAAUGCUGAUGCUAACAAGACGUCAAGUAGAGGCUUAACACCAUUGAUGUAUGCUCUGCAGUUCAAUGUGUCAGUUCAUUUAGUCAGACAACUAUUAAAUGGAAAAGCUGAUCCUAAUUUGGGAUUACCCACUCCAUUUGUACUAGCUGCAUGUAACAACAGAAAGGAUAUCGCAAAUGAAUUACUCAAACAUGGAGCUAUUCCUGAAAUUCAUUUCAAUUAUAUCCAAGAUCCAAACAAAGACAAAUUAGUGUCAAAGAUGCUACAUGAGUUAUCAUUGAAAGAUGACCAAAUUACAAAAUAUGCUUUGUUUUUUGAUGCUGAGUGUGAUGUGAGAACAAAGCCUCCAGAGGAUGUGUUCAGACUGCACAAGCAGCAUUUUUUAGAGGUACACCCAAUAACCCAAGAUACCAUUUUGGACAGGAUGUAUUCAGUUCGUGGACCUGGUGAGAAUACAUAUGAGGAAUUGGCUACUAAGUGGCUAAAACAUUCUCAAAACCUGGACAAAUAUGUUGAGGGGACAAUCAAAUACUUACCCACAAUGCCUAUAACACCAUUAAGAGCAAAUGUUGUAAACAAUUUACGUUCAGCUUUGUGCCUGAUGAAGGAAAUACCACUGAUGUUUUCACUCCCACUCAUACCCAUUCUUUCGAAAUAUCUUGAAACACCUUUCAUUGGCUUUCUGCAAUUGCUAUACAUCAUCACACAGAAGACUCCUCAGAAGGAUGAUGGCUCAGAUGCUCAAUUUAUUGAUGAACUGUGCAAGCUGUGCAAAGGCAUAGUGCCUUUUACAGAUUCAAAGCACCCACCUGCCACUAGUGUAACAACUUAUGGGAUAAUAGCACACCUGUAUUCAUAUGGGCGUGUACGUGAGGUUAUCAAAUCCCUUGGUGUCACAUCUGUACCUGAGAGGAUACUGCUUUUUGCAGACAAAGGCAUGAAUGACAUUUUGAAAAAAGAAUUGAGGGAACUGAAUGACAACCUAACAAAGCAAUCUUCCAAUGGACAAUCACCUGAAGAGGAAGUGUUUUCCCAGAUGGAAGAAAAAGAGAAGAAGAAGAAGAAAAAGAAGAAGAAGAAGAAGAAGAAGGGGAAUAAAGAAAAUCCAUCAACCAAUGAUUUGGUCUCUGGUUCAGUGAUGGCUUCAGACUGUGAUACUCUCAUGAAUUCAGUUGAUGAGUCUUGCUCUGCUGAUGAGCCAAGGUCAAGUGUUCACCCAUUUUCUUCUGUUACUGACAAAACAAUGACAAAUCCACGACGUUGGCACCAAACCAGUCUUCGCUGGAAGGACAUGUUGGAAGCAAUUGCUUGUAGGAGAACAACAGAGAAGAAAGUACAAAAUCUUACUUUUUGUCCUAAUCAUCGAAUAGCAAAAGGAAGUGAUGGCACAGAAGUCUAUAUUGGCCUCAGAGAGGAUGGCACUGAAGUUGCUAUUAAACGCAUGACCAAGUCAAACUACCAGCUGCUUAAAAAUGAGGAGGUUUUAUUACGUGGGUUUGACAAUCCCUGUAUUGUGCGAUAUGUAGACUUUGUUGAAGAUGAAAACUUUGGCUACCUAGCCCUUCAGCUUUGUGAGUAUACCCUGGAAGAAUACAUUGAACCAGAGAAACAACUUUUACCAGAAAACCCUCAGGAAAAGACAGACUUUCUGAAGACAAAAGUAAAGGAAGUCCUUCAAAGUUUAGAAGUCCUUCAUAGAGAGGAUAACAAUGUGCUUCACAGGGACAUCAAACCCCAAAAUGUUUUGAUCGAUAUCCAAGGAAAAGCAAGGUUGGCUGAUUUUGGCAUCAGUAGAAGACUGAAGGUCGGACAGACAACAUUGCACACAAGGCCUGCAGGAACCAAAUGCUGGGAAGCCAAGGAAGUGUUAAAAAGUCUUGAAGAGAAGAGUGAUAGUGGCUUUAAGAGAAGCUCAGAUGUCCAGGUUGCAGGAAUGCUGGUGUACUACAUCCUCUCCUGUGGACACCAUCCUUUUGGGGAAGGGAUUCGCUGUGAGAUUAACAUUCUGGACGGGAAGUACAACCUGGAUUUGGUGGAAGAUGAGUUGGCUAAAGAUCUGAUUGAGAGGAUGAUCCAAGAUGACCCCAAAGACAGGCCAAGAGUGAAGGACACACUCACUCACCCCUACUUCUGGGACAAUGAGAGGAGGGUGGAUUUUUUGACAAAAGUUGGUAAUCAGAGUGAAGCAGAGAAUUGUCGAAAUGCGAAAGAGAGUGACCUUGAGGUCCUGGAGAAAUGCACUGUGGGUAAAACCCUAGCUGACUGGAAAAACAAAUUACCCCCUGACCUGGUCCAAAAGCUGGAUGAAUACACGUCGCCUUACCCUGAAAACACUCUGGGUCUGCUGCGUUUCAUACGCAAUCUCUACGAACACUACCCUGAUGAAGCAGAGAAGAUCGAUCUGACGGAACUGUUUCCUGACCUGCUUGCGACUGUCUACAUGUUUGUUAAAGCUAAGAAGUGGAAUUUACGACCCCUCUUGAACAAAUUCUUCCCUUCCUGAAGAUUCAGUCAUUGCUUUGGGUAUCGUCUUUAUCCUUCUAACACUGUUCCGGUCAAAAAUGACCGAUUUACACAUUCCCUGUACCAUAAAUAUGGCAUUUUUCAUCAGAUUGCCUCAAGAUCUUA
Alosa sapidissima (American shad) is the source of this 3154-nucleotide messenger RNA. Its product is annotated as serine/threonine-protein kinase/endoribonuclease IRE1-like. The transcript is spliced from 7 exons. The record is from RefSeq and is a predicted model, not a curated record. Gene Ontology annotation, biological process: intrinsic apoptotic signaling pathway in response to endoplasmic reticulum stress; mRNA processing; IRE1-mediated unfolded protein response. Gene Ontology annotation, molecular function: RNA endonuclease activity; protein serine/threonine kinase activity; ATP binding. Lineage: Eukaryota; Metazoa; Chordata; Actinopteri; Clupeiformes; Clupeidae. Gene Ontology annotation, cellular component: IRE1-TRAF2-ASK1 complex. Bases 333 to 3029 code for a protein of 898 amino acids.